AGUUCAAUUUCGACGUGAAAACUGAAAGCAAAGACGGCCGAUGAAACUAGUAAAGAAUUAUACCAGUAAGUGGUCAUAAAAAGAAAGGAAUUAUUUAUCUGGUAAUACGUUGUAUUGAUGAUUUGCCUUCUUUCUUUUUAUCAAAAUGAAAUAUUUGUGAAUCAUCUUGCAGUAGUGUGAGCCUGAGGCUGAGUGCAGUGUUAAAAAUAUGCCACUGGCACUGCCCUGGCACCGCUCUCUCUACUUAACUCCAGCGGGAGCUCCCCCGCAGAAAGGCGUCGGAGCUAGCGAAGAAUAAAGUUACCCAGUGGCAGUGAGGAUUCGAUUCGCAGGGCUUGUGAAGAAAGUCAAGAUGGGAAAGAGAGUAGAUAAGACUCAAAAAGAUAAAGGACCUCCAUCAUCAGUUCAAGAUAAUGAAGAUGAUGCCAAUAAAACACCAGAACCCUACACAUGUACAGGUCACUUUGAGGCUGACUUCAGUGAACUUUGGCGUCGGGCGGGGCUACAGGUCACAGAGAUGCCCCCAGUAGUCAUCCGCCCCAAGAGACCAGGUACACCUCCCCCUCCAGACCCAAAAGCUAAGGGAGCAGAUCAAACACCAGAGGAUAAAGUAGAAGAUGAUGGAGAGGAAACCAAACCAAAGACAUAUGUUACCAAGGAGAAGUUCUCUUACUUUAAGCCUAAGAUUCAUUUAGAGAUGGAAAAAGAGGAUAAACAGGAUACUGUCACAGAAAUCUUUAUCAGAGGUUGGAAGAUUGAUGAAACAAUGGUUGGAAUCUUUAAGCAAUGCUUCCCAGCAAUAGAAAAGCUCCAUACCAUCAACUUAUGGAACACUAGCUUGACAGAAAAAACAUUAAAGGAAUUGUCAUCGUUCUUGCCUCAAUGUCAGAAUCUAAAGAAUGUGACAAUCGAAGGUAAUCCCAUCCCUGAGGAGCCUUGGGCAUGUCUCAUUGGUGAAGACAGCAUAAUCGUGAACUUAUCAUUGCGACAUAACAACAUCUCUGAGAAAGGAGCUAAGGCGCUAGGUCAGGCCAUCUCAAAUGAGAAGACUUGCAAUAAAAACUUACUCUCUCUCAACCUAAGCAAUAACAAGCUUGGGGAAGCUGGUGCAAUAGCUCUUUUGGAUGGUUUAAGAAUGAACCGAGUGCUUCUAUCAUUGUCACUGGCUAGUAAUGAACUGACAGACAAGGCAGCUAUAUAUGCAGGUGAAAUCUUCUCAAGAUUUCCUCUCACACAUACUGAAGUGGUAGAAAGACGUAAAGCACUCAGUGAUAAAGGCUCACCAGAGAGAGGAAGUGGCAAGUCGCCACCCCCUUCCAGAAGAGCCGAGUCUAAAGACAGACCAGGGAGUGUGAAGAGCGGUAGCCAUCUUGAUAAAACAGAUAAAAAGAGAGAUAAAUCGUCAAAAAGAAAGGAGAUUGUAAAAAUAAAAGAAGAAACAAAAACUUCAAAGGGAGGCCAUUUGGAUGGCAAGAAAGAAAAGGAAGAAGAGAAGACAAAAACAAGCAGAUCAUCCAUGGAUAGCAAGAAAGAUAAAGAAGAAACACAGAAAGGAGGGACAAAGAAAGAUGACAAAUGGAAGAAAGCUGGCUUUAAAAUGUCCUUAACUGGUGGUGGCCGUGCUACUGCUGUUACCAUAGAUACCCAACGUCAUGGAUCAAGAGCUGAAACAAUGAAAGCAACAAAAGGAAAAACCAAAGGAAAAGACAAGAAACAGAGUGAGGCAGAGUCACCUGAUAUAUUAGAAGCUAUUAAUCCUUUGAUAGCAGAGCAACCCGAGUCUAUUGAUGGUCAACUAUGGAUCCCAGGAAACAGAGCUUUGAUUAAUCUCAAUCUUACACGUAAUCAUAUUGGUGAAUCAGGAAUGAAAUCUUUGUUAUUAGCUGUACAGUAUCAACAGACAUUGAGCACUCUUUCACCACACCCUGCACUCAAAGGAUUAAUGAGAUUAUCAAUUACAAAGAACAGUGUUUCUGGGCAGUGUGAGACUUAUCAGAAGUUGCAUGAUCUGAUGAUUCAAAAAGAUCCAUUCUACAAGCCUCAAUCACAGAGUCCUUCAGGAGACAACCAGUCAACUGCUGGUUAACCCAAUGAUCUAUUCUACUAGCCCCAGCCAUGGAGUCCUUCAUAAGAUGACCAAUCAACCACGUGUUAAUCCAAUGAUCUAUUCUACUAGCCCCAGCCAUGGAGUCCUUCAUAAGAUGACCAAUCAACCACGUGUUAAUCCAAUGAUCUAUUCUACUAGCCCCAGCCAUGGAGUCCUUCAUAAGAUGACCAGUCAAAUGCUGGUUAACCCAAUGAUCUAUUCUAUUAGCCCCAGCCAUAGAGUCCUUCAUAAGAUGACCAAUCAACCGCUGGUUAAUCCAAUGUUCUAUUCUACUAGCCCCAGCCAUGGAGUCCUUCAUAAGAUGACCAAUCAACCGCUGGUUAAUCCAAUUAUCUAUUCUACUAGCCCCAGCCAUGGAGUCCUUCAUAAGAUGACCAACCAACCACGUGUUAAUCCAAUGAUCUAUUCUACUAGCCCCAGCCAUGGAGUCCUUCAUAAGAUGACCAGUCAAAUGCUGGUUAACCCAAUGAUCUAUUCUAUUAGCCCCAGCCAUGGAGUCCUUCAUAAGAUGACCAAUCAAUCGCUGGUUAACCCUAUUAUCUAUUCUAUUAGCCCCAGCCAUGGAGUCCUUCAUAAGAUGACCAAUCAACCGCUGGUUAAUCCAAUUAUCUAUAUGCUACUAGCCCCAGCCAAAGAGUCCUUCAUAAGAUGACCAAUCAACCACUGGUAAAUCCAAUUAUCUAUAUUCUACUAGCCCCAGCCAUAGGGUCCUUCAUAAGAUGACCAAUCAACAGCUGGUCAAUCCAAUGGUCAUCUGCUUGUUAACCUAAAGCAGAUCAACCACUGGUUAUCCCAACCCUGAAUUGUCCAACUUUGUUAGUCCAAUUUAUGUCUGGUUUAGUCAAACCUUUGUCUAAUUCAGUUUGUCUUACCCAGUAAAUCUAAUCAAGCUAGUUCAUCUACCAUUUUUAUGAAGUCCUUGACGAUGAAUCUUUUAUUGGUCCCAGUCUUGAAAUGAUUUUGAAAACCCUUCUAAACUUUUCUAUUGAAUAAUAUUCAAUUGUUUUUAUAUUGGAUAUUUUCAUAGUAAUAAUAACAAGGAAAUUGCACUUUUACGAAGCUAUGUUCUAUUUCUAGACCUUGGCAGAUGAUAAUGUUAUAUUCAUUGUCGCUUCAUAGUGUAAAUCACAUAGUACUGAUUUGGAAAUGCGGAUUCUCUUGAUGGGUAUCUGAGAUGAACCGCAUGUUCAGUGAAAUUAUUUCAUUAUAGCAAAGAUUAAUCCUUCAUAUUUCAUUCAGCUUGUAAUAUUCCUGUGACCUUAUUCACUCAUGGGUGAAGUCUUUUAAUUGAUACGUAGCAUAUAUCAUCACUUAAAACAUUCUGAUUAAAGAAUAUAUCACAGGUGGAUGGGACAAGGUUACCCUCUCACAAAGACUGCUGUACAACGUUCUUAAAUUUAGGGUGGAGGGAGGGGGGGAUGUCCCCCUAUGCCUGCUUCUAGGAUGUUAUAAUUAAUUCAUCUGGGGAAUCAAUCACAUAUGGGUAAUGAAAAGACGACGUUCUGAGUGGAACAUAAUGUAAUUCACUGAUGUACAGUACAAAUAUAGAAUUUUUUUUAAAUCUCUAAAUUUCUUCUUCCCUUUUAUGAGAGUGCCAAAUCAUUCAAUCACUAUCAUAUGAUAUAUGUAUAUUCAGUAGAUUGGUAAGAUUCAGAUAAACCGGUGCCUAAUUUACUUGACAGAUAGAGUGUUCUUGGCAGAUUCUGAGAUCCCCAUGUUGGGAAAAUUAUUUUCAAAAUCUUAACCGAAGGUUAAGUUUUUGAAAUGACAUCAUAACUUAGAAAGUAUAUGGACCUAGUUCAUGAAACUUGGGCAUAAGGUUAAUCAAGUAUUAGUGAACAUCCUGCUCGAGUUUCAGGUCACGUGACCAAGGUCAAAGGUCAUUUAGGGUCAAUGAACUUUGGUCAAGUUGGGGGUAUUUGUUGAAUUACUAUCAUAACUUUGAAAAUAUAUGGAUCUAGUCCAUGAAACUUGGACACAAGGUUAGUCAAGUAUUAGUGAACAUCCUGCUUUAGUUUCAGGUCACAUGACCAAGGUCAAAGGUCAUUUAGGGUUAAUGAACUUUGGCCAAGUUGGGGGUAUUUGUUGAAUUACCAUCAUAACUUUGAAAAUUUAUGGAUCUAGUUUAUGAAACUUGGACAUAAGAGUAAUCAAGUAUCACUGAACAUCCUGUACGAGUUUCAGGUCACAUGACCAUGGUCAAAGGUCAUUAAAGGUCAAUGAACUUUGGCCGUGUUGGGGGUAUUUGUUGAAUUACCAUCCUAACUCUGAAAGUUUAUAGAUCUAGUUCAUAAAACUUGGGAUAUAAGAGUAAUCAAGCAUCACUGAACAUCCCCUGUGAGUUUCAGGUCACAAAACCAAGUCAAAGGUCAGUUAAGGUCAAUAAACUUAGGCCAUGUUGGGGUAAUUGUUGAAGUGCCAUCAUAACUUUGAAAGUUUAUGGAUAGAGUGAAUGAAAUGUGGACAUGGGUGUAGUUGACAGUCUUAAGUCUCUGUUCAAAUGUCAUUUAUGGUCAAUGAACAUGGUAUUAUGUCAUUAUAUGAAUGAUGUUUUUGUGAAUGAUUAUUUUAUAGUAGUUUUCAAAGUUAGCACUGCUGCUAUAUUAAAUUGCGUAAUGCAGGCGAGACUGCCAGAGACGUUCCACUUGUUACGUUUUUGUACACGGUUUUGGAAAAAAGUGGGGGGCUGAAGCCCCCCCAGCCCCCCCCCCCCCCCCCCCCCCCGGUUCCGCGGCCCCUGUGCUGUAUGGGCCCGGUGUAUGGGAAGGGGGGUACUGUGUAAUAAGUGACAAUUCUUCUCUAAUCUUCUAAUAGUUGUGGAUAUCAUACCAUGUAUUCCACAUGAUUCAUGUCAAUAUACUAUACAUCCUGAGUAUAAGUUAAAAAUAGUGUCUUUUCAAUCAUUGAUGAAUUGCUAUGAUGUUUAUGAAAGACGAGCAAUCAUACAUGAAUCUAUGCACUACUAUUUAGUCUGAAAUGUGGUAAAACCCUUCAGUUCUUUCAAACAAGGUACCUUUAGAGGGCCCAUUUAAUGAAGAACUUACAACUUUGGUUACUGCAAUGUCAAUAACUUAUGAUUUCAAAAUAACCCUUUCCAGAUCUCUGAUUUUCAAAGGGUUGCUAUUGAUACAAAGACCAAAAAAAGUAAGCUUUCAAAGUCAUUUUGUUUUCUUGUUAAGGUACAUAUAAUGUUAUAUGAAAACUUUUCAUGAUGCAAACUAAAAAGGCUUCCCAACAAGAGGGAAGCUAUCAAAGUACGAGUCUUCUGCUGAGCCAACUCUUUUCAGAAAAAAUAUGUUUGCAUAUCAGUUAUAAGUUUAUGUAUAUAUUUGAAUAUACUUGAAUAUAUAUGUAUGCCGUAUGUAUGUACAGGGGCCGCGGAAGCGGGGGGGGCUUCAGCCCCCCACUUUUUUUCCAAAACCAUGUACAAAAACGUAAAAAUGACCAUAUGAUUGUGAUGUUUUGCAUGGUCAGCCCCCCAUUUUUGGCUCAGCCCCCCCCCCCCCACUUUGAAAACCGUUCCGCAGCCCCUGAUGUAUCGGAAAAGUUGAUAAAGUUUAAGUUGAUAAAGUUUUUUUUUUAUAUGUAUAUAUACAUGUACAUACUGUGUUCUAUUUACAUCCAUUCGAAAUUCUAAAUGUAUAAUACAUUGUAUAUAGUUUUUGUUUUUUCUCAAAAAUGCAAUUACUUUGUAAUAUAUUUGUACAGAUUAGAUUUUGAAUAUGAAUGUUUUCUAUUAAAGAGAUUAAAUUUGAAA
Lytechinus pictus (painted urchin) is the source of this 5864-nucleotide messenger RNA. Its product is annotated as leucine-rich repeat-containing protein 71-like. The record is from RefSeq and is a predicted model, not a curated record. The transcript has 19 exons. NCBI's taxonomy places the organism in Eukaryota, Metazoa, Echinodermata, Echinoidea, Temnopleuroida, Toxopneustidae. Gene Ontology annotation, molecular function: protein binding. Bases 353 to 2086 code for a protein of 577 amino acids.